CGUGUUCCUCCCCCCACGUCUAUCACACUGCUCGCUCGCGCAGUCUCGCCGUCCUUGUCGCUAGUCUUCUUCGUCUUCGUCAAGACGAUCUCGCCGCCGCCUUCUCUUCUCCACCCUUCUCCGGUUCCAAUCCAUAUCCUCGCCAAACCCCCAAACCCUACUUAAACUCCGCCUCUCGACUCUGCUCUGACCCGGACCCAACCAGAGGUGAAAGGGGGUAUCGCGAAAAUGCCCUCCACCUCCUGCCUCCUCCUCCCCCUGCUGCUGCUGCUGCUCGCGGCAGCAGCCGCCGCUGGCGGGGGCCUGUCGGCACACGAGGCGCUGUUCGACGCGUGGUGCGCGGAGCACGGCAAGGCCUACGCCACGCCCGAGGAGCGCGCCGCGCGGCUCGCCGUGUUCGCGGACAACGCGGCCUUCGUCGCGGCGCACAACGCCCGCGCCAACGCCGUCGGCGGGUCGCCCCCGUCCUACACGCUCGCGCUCAACGCCUUCGCGGACCUCACGCACGAGGAGUUCCGCGCCGCGCGCCUCGGCCGCCUCGCGGUCGGGCGGGUCGGGGCGACGCUCCGGAGCGCCGGCGCGCCCGUGUUCGGGGGACUCGACGGCGGCGUCGCCGCGGUGCCCGACGCGGUCGACUGGAGGAAGAAAGGGGCCGUCACCAAGGUCAAGAACCAGGGCAGCUGCGGAGCUUGUUGGAGCUUUUCAGCUACAGGUGCUAUAGAAGGAAUAAACAAAAUCAAGACGGGCUCACUGGUCAGCCUUUCUGAACAGGAACUAAUUGACUGUGACAGGUCAUAUAAUAACGGCUGUGGUGGUGGCCUCAUGGAUUAUGCUUUUAAGUUUGUGAUUAAAAAUGGUGGAAUUGAUACGGAGGAUGAUUAUCCCUAUCGUCAAGCAGACGGAACAUGUAACAAGAACAAGCUGAAAAGGCGGGUUGUGACAAUUGAUGGUUACUCUGAUGUCCCUUCAAACAAAGAAAACUUGUUGCUCCAGGCUGUUGCCCAGCAACCAGUUAGUGUAGGAAUAUGUGGCAGUGCACGAGCAUUUCAGCUAUACUCUCAGGGUAUCUUUGAUGGUCCAUGUCCGACAUCUCUUGAUCAUGCUGUGUUAAUCGUGGGUUAUGGUUCCGAAGGUGGCAAGGAUUACUGGAUUGUGAAAAAUUCUUGGGGUGAAAGGUGGGGAAUGAAGGGCUACAUGCAUAUGCAUCGAAACACUGGUGCUUCCAGUGGUAUCUGCGGUAUAAACAUGAUGCCAUCAUUUCCAACCAAAACAAGCCCGAAUCCUCCUCCUUCACCAGGCCCUGGCCCAACCAAAUGCAAUCUGCUUACCUACUGUCCUGAAGGAUCCACCUGUUGUUGCUCGUGGCGCGUCUUGGGCUUGUGCCUUUCUUGGAGCUGCUGCGGACUGGACAAUGCAAUUUGCUGCAAGGACAACCGUUACUGCUGCCCUCAUGAUUAUCCUAUUUGCGAUACAGUUCGUGCCCAGUGCCUCAGGGCCAAUGGUAACUUUUCUGGUAUUGAAGGAAUCAAGAAGAAGCAGUCUUUCUCUAAAGUUCCCUCUUGGAAUGGUUUGUUGGAACUGAUGGAUCAAAGUAUCAAAGCCAUUAACGGGAAGAGCCCCAUAGUGGUUGGGCCUUGGGGAGGGACAGGAGGAUAUCCUUGGGAUGAUGGUGUGUACUCGACAAUACGCCAGAUUGUGAUCACCCAUGGUGCAGCUAUUGACUCUAUAAGGAUUGAGUAUGAUCUGAAAGGAAGAUCAGUUUGGUCAGAGACUCACGGGGGUACUGAUGGAAGCUCCCAAGCAGAUAAGGUGAAGCUAGAUUUUCCAGAUGAAGCCCUUGUGUCUGUAAGUGGACACUAUGGAUCAGUCUGUGGGACUCCAGUGAUCAUAAGGUCACUGACAUUUCAGAGCAACAGUUCAAAGUAUGGACCUUUUGGCACCGAAGAUGGGACGCCUUUCUCACUUCCAGUGAGCAGUGGGAAGAUCAUUGGAUUUCAUGGAAGGUCUGGGUCAUAUCUCAACUCAAUAGGCUUCUAUCUGAAGCAAGUGCAUUUUCCAAAUCCAUUGAAUUCUCCCGCCACACCCAGAAGCCUCCCAAGUGAACACAUUAGAAAUGGAUACAGCUUCACUGGGGAUGAUACUGGAGCUGACAUGGUCCUUGCUGUGCGAGAUAGAGGCGACAGCUAUGCUGUUUAUGCUAGCAAUGAACCUAAGCAGCAGUAUGUAAACCCAUCACCGGACUACAGUGAUGGAGCUGUCUGGAACAAGAUGGUUUCUUUCCCUAGUUACUAUGGAGAUAAAGGAGCUGCAGCCAUGAACAGCACUCACACUUAUGGUCCCUGGGGUGGAAGUGGUGGCACCAUCUUUGACGAUGGUGUUUACACCGGUGUGUGGCAGAUUAAUUUGACACGUGCAGUGGGAAUUUCUUCUAUGAAGGUGCUGUAUGAUCGAAAUGGGCAGGCAGUAUGGGGUAACAAGCAUGGAUUCAGUGGAGGUGUUCCACCUGACAAGAUAGUAUUCGAUUUCCCGUCAGAGGUGUUAACUCAUAUAACCGGGUUCUUGGAUUCAGCAAUAAUCAUGGGCCCAACUGUGGUCAGAUCGCUCACAUUCCACACAAACAAGCGAACAUACGGACCGUAUGGGGAUGAGAGUGGGACAUACUUCUCCACAAGUUUUACCAAUGGAAGGAUAGUAGGAUUUCAUGGCAGGGAGGGGUGGUACAUCGAUGGCAUUGGAGUUCAUGUCCAGGAAGGCAAGGUAGCACCACAGCGAUUUGUUAGCAGACCGACGACCCCUACUAGUCCAUCACUGCAUUACAACAUGCUUGCUCAAGCGCAGAGUAAUACAUAUACAAACGACGAGGUUGCUUAUGGCAUGGUGAAAGAACCGGUUCCAAUGGGACCAGGGCCAUGGGGCGGGGAGGGAGGCCGGCCAUGGGAUGACGGCGUCUACACCGGGGUGAAACAAAUCUACAUUAUGAGAGGCGCUUUCAUCGGGUCGAUUCAGGUCGAGUAUGACCGGAGUGGCUACUCCGUCUGGUCUGCAAGGCAUGGGAACAGCGGCCACAUAACCCACAGGGUGAAGCUGGACUACCCUCACGAGGUGCUGACGUGCGUGUACGGCUACUACAACACGAGCAGGGAGGACGGGCCCCGGGUCCUGAGGUCGCUGACGUUCGUCACCAACCGGGGCAAGUACGGGCCAUUCGGCGAUGAGUUCGGCGCCUACUUCUCGUCGGCGAUGACGGAGGGGAAGGUGGUGGGAUUCCACGGCCGGAGCGGGCAGCACCUGGACGCCAUCGGCGUGCACAUGCAGCACUGGCUCGGGGACAGGAGGCCUGCCCCCAAGUACGUGCUGUCCAAGUACCUCUUCUGAUCGCCGGGCAGGGUCAAAUACACAUGUAGUUUCGGUUUAUAAGAGAUAAUUUUUGGCCUUAGUUUGGAGGCUGCAUUUGAGUUCAUUCCCCUGUAUUCAGGAAAGGCUAUGAAAUUGAAGACUGAAGAGAUGUAAUUGUCUGAUUAUUA
This is a messenger RNA of Setaria italica (foxtail millet), 3524 nucleotides long. Its product is annotated as jacalin-related lectin 3. NCBI's taxonomy places the organism in Eukaryota, Viridiplantae, Streptophyta, Magnoliopsida, Poales, Poaceae. The coding region runs from base 229 to 3375 and encodes 1048 amino acids. The record is from RefSeq and is a predicted model, not a curated record. The transcript is spliced from 11 exons. Gene Ontology annotation, molecular function: cysteine-type peptidase activity; carbohydrate binding. Gene Ontology annotation, biological process: proteolysis.